AUGACUUUAGCUAAGGAGAUGUUCAACGCUACACAUGAAGCAGAAUUUCGCCAGAAAAUUUGUGACGCUAAAACUAGUCACUUACCAGAUCUUGGUGAUGCUUUACGGAUAUGGUAUGAAGAAACAAUCGAGUGCAGAAAUCAGGAUGUGUACUCAGCUUAUUUGCCAGUUAGCAACAACUUGAAAGACAUGACCAGCAACUUCCUGAAGCAAUAUAGAAUCUGCAGCGGUCAAGUUGAUAAAGAAAUCCUCAGGAAAACUAGGCUUAAAUUCAAAGCAAAUAAAGCUAUUGUGCUGACAGGCCCCAAGAAAUGCGGAAAGACAUCAGUAGCAGUUGCCUUAGCUUCUUCUUAUGAACCAUCACAAUGUUUACUUCUGACUGAACCAAACGAUUUUAAGAAAAUUGAUUUAAAGAAUACCUGUUUGGUUAUUAUUGAGGAGUUUGCCGGGGAGUACUGUUACAGCAAGGAAGACGUAUACAAAUGGUACAGCAUGUUUAACCAUGUGUAUAAUGCCAUAACGUCAGGACAGAUGAACGCGAUAAUCACGUGCGAAAAAGGCAAACUUGAGAAAUGUUGCGUUGAGAUUUCACCACACCCUUUGCUUGAACACAGAGUAGACAUGCCCGAACGUACCACUGUCAUCAAACAGGAGAUGAUACUUCAGAAUACAGAAAAUACUUUAGGUGAUGUGGACAACUCUCACGGAUCAGUAAGUUAUAGUGCGGUUAUGGAAACAAAUCGUAUGGGAAUUAUGGGAGCGUUUAACACGCCUUAUGGCAAUGACAACCCGACGAUCACACUGAGAUUGCCGCAAGGAGGAACAGCUCAAGACCAAGACAUCUCCUCUAUAGGAAUACCGGGGACGUUACAGAACAGUAGAAACCUAUUUCCAACUACUAGGAAUAAUAUUGUACCAGUACAUGCAUUAUCAACAGAAAGAGGAGAUAUUGUAAACAACUAUGCCGGAUCAACAGAUACAGGUACUGUGAUGGAAUCAAGUAGAAAUGGAAUAUGGGGAGCAUUUAACAUGCCUUAUAUAAACGGAACAGAAAGGUGGGACUUACCCAUCUCUGUUAUGGGAACGCCAGCAUCGUUGCAGAACUUCACGACCAGUUAUCGAAGACCUAUUCCGCUAGCACAAACAGUAUCAACAGAAAUUGGAGUUGGUACAGGCCCGCUGUCUCAGAUUCAUGGACAUCAAAGGUAUAAAAAGGGUGAAUUGAAACACUCAGUUUUUAUUUUGGUGACUUAAUUGCUUUAAAUAAGACUUUAUCAGGAAUCGUUUAGACUUUCUAAGUGAUUUUUCUUUAACGGAUUUGAAAGCGAUUGAAAUUUUGCACGCUUGUUCAAAUUUAUUCAAAAAAAUAUCCGGCAGUUUCUUAAACAUGAGCGUCUUUGCGCAAAAUUUUAGGUGAAGCUCGACGUCAGUUUUGCGUGUUUUGCGUUCAUAAAUUGUUUGCCUUGACAAAUUAUACAUCAUUGGAGAGAUAAUUUUAAUACAAACAUAUCUAUUUAAAUAAAGACUUUUUGCCGUAUUUUUUCUUGUAUAUAAAACGCUACUUAAAACACUGUCAAGUAUGUCAUUUUGCGCUCUGCUAAAAAAAUGAGUUAGUGAUCAUGUUUGAAGAUUUACGGCUGCAAAAUGGAGAAUAACAGAAAACUGGAAAAAUACAAGUCAAUCGGAAAUAUCGUCAACUUUAAUUUGACAUUCAAAUCCGUCAAAAAUCGUUAGGUGGCGCAUAUUACCUUAAGUCGAACUGGCCGAUACUGGGCCGUUGUUUGUUGUUUAUAUACGCUGAUGGUGCAGGACGGACCUCUAUCUGCCAUUUUGUAUGUACUUCUGCACGUCUGUUUAUCAGUUAACAAUUUCGUUACAGCUCAAUAACUUCACAAUACUUUGACCUAUGAAUCUUAAGCUAUGAUACACAAACUUUAGUUAAAUAUUGCUCAUGGUUUCCCAUUGAUUUGAGGUCAAUGGAACAAAGGUCAAGGUCAACACAAAAUCGAUUUCUCUUAAUAUGUUAAGACUCCAUUGACCUGCGAUCUUCAAACGUAAUUGACCAAUGCGUGUAUGGCGCGGGAGUUUCUAAUAUUUACCGAUGCUGUAAAACGAGGAGCAAGCUAGAUGAAUCUCUUGAAAAUGACUUGUACUACAUAAGUGUAGUUGUAAUUUGUAUUCUUUUACGUAAAACCGGAUAAAAAUCAAAUAGCUUGAUAUUUUCUCUUCGUUACUUAUAGCACAUUUCUCAUUUCAUUGAACUUUAUUUUACAAAAAUAGAAGAAUACAUAAUAUUACGCUAAAUAUGAUAAAACUAGACGAAAAUUCUGUUUAGCUUGAAAAUGUAACGUUUACUUUCCCUGUCUACAGACGUAAUAUCUCGUGCUUUGUUUAUUAACGCUGCUACAAGAAAAUAGGGUUAAAAUAUUAGUUCGGCAUAAUUUUACUGUUAUUUGUCAAAAAAAAACAUGUAUAAGAAAAUAUUAGCUUUAAGUUCAGAUACAAUCUGACUUAAGUACUUGAUCUUCUAAACGAAGAUCUGAGAACGACCCAUUCACAUACGUCUUCUGUAUAUUUUGGAUUUCCAGUAUUGCUAUAUUUAUUUUAAGCAAUCAGACGACUUGUUCGAAUGUCAAAGAGUAAGAAAAAAUAUGCAGGCAAUCCAGGGCUUGAACCCGGGUCCCCUCACUUACAAAGCAAAUGGCCUACCGGCUGAGCUAACGGCUAUCUGACACAUUAUGGAUUAAGAAUUGUAAAUAUAGAAAGUCAAGGCUACAGUUAGAUUUGCAAAAUGUUGUAAGUUAAGCUCUGAUUGGUUAGCGAAAGGGUCGUCAAAACGAGGCUAUUAAUAGGUCGUUUUCAGAUCCUAUGCGUAGCGUAAUAGGAGAUGUACUUUAGUCAGAUUGGUUCAGAUAGGAAUUUCCGGUUUUCGGGCAACUGCUUGCAUGGUAUCAGCAGAGCAUUCUCUUCGCCUUAAGCCACAGUUAGCCCUUUUACCUGAUAUUCAAGUCAGCACCUACAACCAGUGAAAGUUUAUGUUACACAUAAACGUUUAAUGUAGCGAUAUUACUUGUUUAGUUAAAGAAAACACGCAUAAAAUGGUAAGUAAUGACCGGAUGUAUUAAAACAGUCAUUUUCCACGCAUUACUA
Mercenaria mercenaria is the source of this 3150-nucleotide messenger RNA. RefSeq lists its product as uncharacterized. The coding region runs from base 1 to 1254 and encodes 417 amino acids. The record is from RefSeq and is a predicted model, not a curated record. NCBI's taxonomy places the organism in Eukaryota, Metazoa, Mollusca, Bivalvia, Venerida, Veneridae. The transcript has 6 exons.